Carassius auratus (goldfish) is the source of this 874-nucleotide messenger RNA. RefSeq names its product RAB1A, member RAS oncogene family a (gene rab1aa). The transcript is spliced from 6 exons. Gene Ontology annotation, molecular function: GTPase activity; GTP binding. Lineage: Eukaryota; Metazoa; Chordata; Actinopteri; Cypriniformes; Cyprinidae. The coding region runs from base 200 to 808 and encodes 202 amino acids. The record is from RefSeq and is a predicted model, not a curated record.
CUUAUUAUUCAAGCUUCACUAACGAGUGGCCAUUUUUUUAACGUGUGUCCGGAUCCCGGUUCCGCUUACUCCUCUCUUAAAACCGCUUUUAACGUCAAAAUUAAACGGACAUCACCGGCGAACGAGUCUUUAAACCCAUAAACCUUCACCGCGGAGAAGAAAACGACAGAUAAACCGGUAGUUUCCGUGCGCUGUCGACAUGAACCCUGAGUAUGAUUACCUGUUCAAGCUCCUUCUGAUCGGAGACUCCGGCGUCGGGAAGUCCUGCCUUCUGCUGCGUUUCGCUGACGACACGUAUACAGAGAGCUACAUCAGCACGAUCGGAGUGGACUUCAAAAUCAGGACGAUAGAGCUCGACGGGAAGACCAUCAAACUACAGAUCUGGGACACGGCCGGUCAGGAGCGGUUUCGCACCAUCACCUCCAGCUACUACAGAGGAGCUCACGGGAUCAUUGUGGUUUAUGAUGUCACAGAUCAGGAGUCCUUCAACAACAUCAAGCAGUGGCUUCAGGAGAUCGAUCGCUACGCUAGUGAAAACGUCAACAAGCUCCUGGUGGGAAACAAGUGUGAUCUGACCACUAAGAAGGUUGUGGAUUACACAGCAGUGAAGGAGUUUGCGGACUCUCUUGGCAUCCCGUUCCUGGAGACGAGCGCGAAGAGCUCCACUAAUGUGGAGCAGGCCUUCAUGACCAUGGCAGCUGAGAUCAAGAAGAGGAUGGGCCCCGGGGCCACUGCGGGAGGCUCCGAGAAAUCCAACGUCAAGAUCCAGAGCACGCCGGUCAAACCGGCCUCCGGAGGAUGCUGCUGAGACCAACGACACAAACCUGACCAACCGUACGCCACAGCUGAGUUAGAGAGAAAUGAGAGAGAGAGA